AUGUCGCAGUCAGCGACGUGCCAACUGAACGACGAAUCACUUCUGUGGGCCCAGGUGCCAUCCCUCGCGUUGUCGAUGAGGGCUGCAAAGACAUCGACUGCGUCAACGGCAUUACAGUCAACGGCAACGGCACCCUACGUUACCUACACGACCACCGCAAUUCAAGUGAACAACGUGGCGACAACGGACUGUUUCCACUCGCACCUCGUUGCCCUCCUCUCCAUCUGCGAAGUUUCUUUUUCCAGGGCUCAAAUCUCGCGAAUCCACUACACGACGUCGAGCUAUCCGCUUGCAUAUCAGUCACCCUUUCCAACACGUUUAGCUGGGUACCCUGUCAACGACAUCGAGCCAUACGCUUGCGUAUCACUCCCUUUUUCUGAAGCGUUUAGCUUGGGGCAUCGUGUCCACCCUAUGUCUCAUCUCAAAUUCGUCGCCAUUCGCUUGCUUAUCACUCCCUCUUUCCAACACGUUACUCCAUCAACGACGUCCUUCGUCGCCUGUCAACGAUGUCCAUACCCUGUGAACGAGUCCGUUCACCUAUCACUCUCCCUUUCCAACAACGACACUCCCCCUUUCCAAGAUCCACCAUCUCUUUACUUGAAAUCUGCUAUGGACUCUGACACUUCCAGUUUGGCUCACAUGCACUUCAUCAAUUCACUAAAUCGAUUUGAGCGCUUGCUCUUUGCCUUUGAUGAUAAACUUGCCGUCAAUUCUACCGAAUUAGCACCACUUCUAGGCUUAGAUGUCCUGAAAGCAUCCAAUGCGGUCACUCUACAUCCAACGGCAAUGACUGCAUCAUCAAAGGGGGAGUACAAAACCCUUGCUUCCAUUGUUUCUGCAUAUCGAAUGUUUGAGGUCUUGGCUCUUGACUGUGAAAUUGGUGGUUUGCAACCUCCCAUUCGCCUGCUUUCCCCCUUGUCUUUCAACAAGUCUGAGAAGGAUAGUGAAAAGAUUGUUGGGUUUGACAAACUAGAAAAUUGGCCCAAAGUUCUGCUUAAGUUCCGGAAACUUAUAGGUCAGUCAGGACUACCUCAAAUUCCUGACGACCUCCAAGCAGGAAGCAAACACCUUGCACUGCUAUGGAUGGCAAGCAAGAACAAAGAAAAAGUAGGCUACAUUAAUGUGGUCGACAACUUUCUUCAAGCCGCUCUGCAUCUUUACUACCUCAAGAUGACCCAAUUCCCAGAUGGGUCUCUGCCUGACUAUCCUGAUAUUUUAAAUGACUGUCUCCACAUCUUCAAAGACGAGACCUCUACAGAUGAAUUCAUCAAUGAUCAAGAGGAGGGGACUUACUACUUGGAACAUCUACGUGAUGGAGAGACAGCUUCACACACGCUCCACCAACUUGGGACACCUCUGCAAUUAGCACUGCUCCUGACUCCUUUCUAUUUGCUCUUUCCAUUCCAGAUAAUUACCAGGUCUUACAAUCGUCGACUCGUUCUUGAAGCCUUUGCAGAGUUAACCCCUCGGAAGACACCCCUCGUGCUUAAAAUUGAGAGAUCCAUCUGGUGUUCUCUUAUAGCGCUUGCUGAUGUGACCAUCACGCCUCAUGAAGCUUUAACACAACUGGUGUCAAGAUUGCCAUGGGCCGAGAUAGAGGCAGCAUCCAACAACCCCCGUGAUUGUCAGAUGUUUUGCACCCCUUUAGCCCAGCCCUCUUCUUCUUCAACUUGUCAUGCUAUCACAUUCUAUGAUUCCGAGCAUGCAACUAAGCUGUUUAGACCAACUUGUAAUAUGUAG
Messenger RNA from Laccaria bicolor S238N-H82, 1740 nucleotides. RefSeq lists its product as uncharacterized. The record is from RefSeq and is a predicted model, not a curated record. NCBI's taxonomy places the organism in Eukaryota, Fungi, Basidiomycota, Agaricomycetes, Agaricales, Hydnangiaceae. The coding region runs from base 1 to 1740 and encodes 579 amino acids. The transcript is spliced from 13 exons.